Molecule: messenger RNA, 7144 nt
Organism: Exaiptasia diaphana
Lineage: Eukaryota; Metazoa; Cnidaria; Anthozoa; Actiniaria; Aiptasiidae
Exons: 27
Coding region: 275-6535 (2086 amino acids)
Source: RefSeq, a predicted model, not a curated record
UAGUUUCAUCUUUGAUAACACGAUACAUUCRUUGUAUAAAAUAAAAAGAAAGAAAAAGUUUAUUAAAGCUAAAAGAAUCAGAACAAACUUGAGCGAGGGCUUUUCAACGCUCUGGCUUYGMGCGCGAGCGRGCGAUGACGGAAUUUUGACUUUUUYGCUCCAAGAUCCCAUAGAUUCUUAUAUUUAAUUAGGUUUUUGAAGAUUAAAUGCCGUUUUAAAAGUUUUUCUCUUUAYAUAAACUUGGAUUAUCUCCAAAAGAAGAAGAAAAAAGAGGAUGGCUGYAAAGAUAUUCAAGCUUUUGAUUUUUUUSUUGCCURCAUCAAGCUYACUGUCAAUGGCAGAUCGUAGUUUAGAAGACAUGUUUGCGUUGUGUUCUCAUCCUCUCGGAAUGCARACAUACAGCAUUGGCAACUCACAGAUAACAGCUUCGUCUCAAACAUCGUCUGAACCAGAGAAAUACGGUACACAAUCAGCCCGUCUAAAUAAUAAGUUUGCUUGGCGAGCGCAAGCAGGUGCCACSAAAGGUGAAUACCUUCAGGUAGACUUUGGUGAGGUCAAGACAGUCACUGCUAUUGUAUCACAAGGRGACAAUGACAGUUCAUCUUGGGUCUCUUCGUUUACUGUCAAGUACAGCUUAAAUAAUGACACUUGGGAAGACUUUCAGUCUUUCACAGCGGAUGUAGACGAGGCAGACAAAGUCUUCACCAAUAUUUUUAAUCGUCCUCUUGAAACGAGAUACAUAAGAAUUGUACCUGAUACCUGGCACAAUGUGAUGGCAAUGAGAAUUGAGCUUUAUGGCUGUGGUCCAACAUGUGACAACCAGCCCGUUGGCCUCGAGAAUGGUCGCAUUUCUGACUCACAAAUACAUGCCUCGUCAACAUUGGGAAAUUCAACCGCAGCAAACAAUGCAAGACUUGGGUUUACAAAGAACGACUCAUGGUGUGCCGAUAUGGAUGAUAACAGUCCWUAUCUGCAGAUUGAUUUGGAUGCGCUUUACAUUUUGUGUUCAAUAGCCACACAGGGAAAUAGCAAAGCUGACCAAAUGGUGACUUCGUACACGUUGCAGACAUCACUGGAUGGGAGUUCCUGGAGUGAUUACAAAGAACUAGGGCAGAAAAAGGUCUUUCAGGGUAACUAUCAAAGCAGUGUUAUUUCCAAGCAUUAUUUUGAAGCAAGUCCUGUCUGUCGCUACAUUCGAGUGCUGCCAACAAACUAUAUCGGUGCCCCAUGCAUGCGUGUGGAGUUCUAUGGGGUACAGCGAACAACAUGCAACAAUGCGGGCGUUGGARUCGCUCUCCCACACAUCAAAGUUCCAAAUUAUCGUAUGACAGCUUCAAGGGAAUGGCCGGUCAAAUACACRGCAUUUGCUGCUAGACUGAACGAUGAACGUUGCUGGGAACCACUUGACAACAACGACGAUAAUGACUUCGUGCAGAUUGAUCUUGGAGAUCCAUAUAUUUUAUGCGGUAUCGCCAUGCAGGAGACUGGACAGUCGUUUAGAAUCGAUGAGAGAACCACGUCAUUUGAUGUAAGAUUUUCAAUGGACGGUAAAACAUGGACAAACUACUCAAAGACUCUUCCAGGGAAUUUACAGAAAGCUUACCCUCUGAUCGAUAUUGUCAAGAAUGCCUUUGAUGAUAUACAAGUGGCGAAGUUUGUUCGAAUCUAUCCCGUUACCUAUGAAAACUACAAAUGUGUCAAAACGGAGUUGUUUGGUGUUAGACAAGCCUGGAAAGGAGCUUUUGGUCUAGAAACACUCAAACAUCGCCGCAAGAUCCCGGAUGUACUGUUCACAGCUUCUAGUGCUCUUGACAAUGACCACACUCUUCCAGGGAAUUUACAGAAAGCUUACCCUCUGAUCGAUAUUGUCAAGAAUGCCUUUGAUGAUAUACAAGUGGCGAAGUUUGUUCGAAUCUAUCCCGUUACCUAUGAAAACUACAAAUGUGUCAAAACGGAGUUGUUUGGUGUUAGACAAGCCUGGAAAGGAGCUUUUGGUCUAGAAACACUCAAACAUCGCCGCAAGAUCCCGGAUGUACUGUUUACAGCUUCAAGUGCUCUUGACGAUGACCACGUAGCCUCUAAAGCACGUCUCUAUGGUGACGAUGCCUGGUGCCCUAGCCAAGCUAAUGACUCAUUCAUUCAAAUUGUAUUCCUGAAGUCAAUUGAGGUGUUUGGUAUUGCAAUACAGGGAGACACAUCUUCGUCCAAAUGGGUUACGAAAUAUGACUUUCAAUAUGGAAACUUCAUUGAUGAAAUGACUACGAUUCCUAACAUUGACACACAGUUAGUAGACAAUAAAGAGGUUACAGUUCAUUGGCUAUCCAGUCCUGUACCAGCUCGUGUUGUACGCAUUUUACCAACAGCUUGGAACAACUAUCCUUGUAUGAGAAUAGAGCUCUUUAUCAGCAAGAGAGCUCCACCUGCAAGAAUCACAAGUCUGUAUGCCGUUGGUAACAUGGUUUCUCAAAACGGCUCCUAUGUUUCGAUGAACUGCACUGCUUCGGGAGACGAUUUCAUGCGUAUAAAAUGGUUCCUUGGCGGCAGUGAUGUCACUGGAAAAUCGUCUGGUAGCAUCUACAGCAACCACCAAAAGACCAGCCAAUUACAAGUCAACUUUACCAGUUAUUCCGACAUGGUAGCAAGCUAUAGCUGUAGCAACAUUGAUAAUUUUAAGAUAAAUUGCACCACGACUGUGUCAUGUCAAGCUGGACGCGAAGGUGGUAAUGGAGACCGCAGGGAACAUAUGCUCCAAGUUAUUGUAGAUCGAGAAAUUCAGGUCAUAAGCUCAGAAAUAUCAGGCAGGCUAAGACCAGAAUCUGGCAGUUUUGUKAUAGCWAAAUGYGUUGCUACUGGAGACGAAGCUGUCCACAUMAAAUGGUACUUUGGAAAUAAAGAUAUCACUAAUAGUUCUCAAGGAAGUUCCUACAACGAAGACAAAGUAACCAGUUACCUUCAGGUCAAUUUUACCAGCUUUAUUGAUGUGAAUUCAAACUACAACUGUGAGGAGAUUGAAGGUUUUCGAUUAAAAUGCAACAAAACGCUGUCCUGCCAAGGAAUACGUGGGAAUAUAACUGGGGAAAAGAGCAAUCAGAUUGUUGAAGUUUUUAUGUAUCGGCAGCACGAGAUUACAAGUUUUGGAGUCAUCUCAAAAUACACAACAAAAAGCGGAACGUUUAUYACUGUUCAAUGUAUUGCCUCUGGAGACAGCAGUGCCGAAAUGAAAUGGCUUCUUGGWAAUCGUGACGUGACUGACCUCUCUCGCGGGAUUAGCUUCUUACACGAUGAAAUAUCGAGCCAAUUGCAAGUUAAUUUUACCGAUGUUCCCGAUGGUCCUGGCUGCAGAUAUACGUGUAGAAAUAUCACAGUACUUCGAUCAAGCUGCACUGCCCUUGUAUCGUGUCGAGCGUUUAGUCCAAUGUCAAAACAAGCAAUGAAGAAUCAUACAAUUGAAGCCUUGAUGGCGCGAGUUGUWCUAGCAGCAGCGUCAAAGAURUAUAGUUAUGUGUCACUAGUAGCGCUUUGCUGCUUCCUUGGAGUAUUAAUUGAGAAACUCAAUUCAAAAUUCUGCAAUCAUCCCCUUGGGAUGCAAAGCUAUGGGAUUGAUAACUCUCAAAUAUCAGCGUCGUCGGAAACAUCGGUCGAAAAGGAGAAAUUCGGUUCACACUCUGCUCGUCUGAAUGAUAAGUUUGCCUGGCGAGCCAAAGAAAAUGCUUCUAAAGGAGAAUAUCUUCAAAUUGAUCUAGGUGAAUUGAAGAGAGUGACAGCUAUUGCAACACAAGGUGAUACGAAUGCUUCUGCUUGGGUUACAUCUUUCAAAGUCGACUAUAGUUCUGACAGUGAAACCUGGAGAAAUCUAGAUCAGAUUUUCAGAGGAAACAACGGAGCAAGGAAUGAGAUCUUGCAGCUUUUUCACCAGMCAGUUAUUACUAGAUACUUAAAAGUUCUUCCCCAGACAUGGAUUGGUAGAAUUGGAAUGAGAAUCGAGUUGUAUGGAUGUUAUCCAACUUGUGACAGUCAACCUGUUGGACUUCAAGAUGGUCGUAUUACCAAUUCRCAAAUGACAGCAUCAUCUACCUAUUUGACAAAGGCAUACAAUGGAAGGCUUGGAUUUACACAAGGUGACUCUUGGUGCGCUGCUAUGGAAGACACUAAACCGUUCCUAGAAAUUGACUUUGGUGCCCCCUACGUGUUGUGUGCUGUGGCUACGCAGGGAAAUAGCAAAGCUGACCARAUGGUGACUUCGUACACGUUGCAAAUAUCAAAUGAUGGUAGUACCUGGACUGACGUUAAAGAUGAUGGCCAAAUUAUUAUAUUUGAAGGGAAUUACGAUAGAAGUAAAAUUUCAAAAUCCUACUUUUACCGCAGCCAUCAAUGUCGCUACAUAAGAGUUUUACCCCAAACGUUUUUAAACGCACCUUGCAUGCGUAUUGARUUCUAUGGCGUCGAGCGAAAAACGUGUGAUAACUCUGCAACAGGUUUAGCUAAACCUCAUUUUACAGUCCCGGAUUAUAGAUUCACCUCCACGUCAUCGCCAAAUAUGGCUUUAUACGCGCCUUGGGACGCAAGAUUGCUUGAUACUCAUUGCUGGGAACCAGCAACGACUACGGGCGAUGACUACUUACAGGUCGAUCUUGGUSAUCCUCGMCUUCUYUGUGCUGUCAGUYUACARCCACAUGGUGAAUUAGCCGAAAGGACAGAGACCUAUAAGAUGUCGUUUUCUAUGGACGGCAAAACKUGGAAAUUUUACCCUGAAGGCCAGGUUCUUCCAGGAAAUACGGGUCCCCACUGGGACUACCCUACAAUACACUACGACAAGAAUACAUUUGCUGAUGUACAARUUGCAAAGUUUGUGAGAAUUUACCCUGUGGCAUUCAACACAUGGAAAUGCUUCCGAGCAGAACUUUAUGGUCUUAAGCAAGCCUGGAAAACGUCUUCUGGUUUGGAAAUUCUUGACAGCUUGCACAAGGUCACCGACGUCCAGAUAAUGGCUGCGAGCUCCCUGGACGAUGACCACGUCCCUGGAAAGGCCCGUUUGUAUGGUGAAAAGUCCUGGUGUCCUGUCAGUGCAAGUGGUUCAUUCCUUCAGUUCGAUUUGCUGAAAGCAAAACAAGUAUUUGGAAUAGCAGUACAGGGUGAUGAAACUGAUUCACAUUGGGUGACAGAAUUUGAUCUUGAAUAUGGAUAUACAACUAGUGACCUUAAAUCAAUCAAAAGCAUACCAACUAAUUUAACGAACGGGAAGGAAGUUAAAGUCUACUGGUCUGCUACUCCGAUUAUUGCACGUUUUAUAAAGAUUUUACCGACCAAAUGGGAUGGAAACCCUUGUAUGAGGAUUGACUUGUACGAGAGUAAAAGAGCCAAAUCAGUAAAGAUYACAGACUUCAAAGUAUACGGMARCAUGAUCGCCCAAAGUGGCUCAUUYAUCACUGUGAAUUGUUCGGUAUCUGAGAUAUAUGAUGUAGACUUAAAAUGGUUUCUUGGCRAGAACGAURUCACAGAAAASUCCAAAGGCCUUUCAAUMUAUCUGGGAAAGACAAGCAGUGAAUUGCAGGUCAACUUUACGAGUAUUUCAGAUAUAAAAUCCACCUACACGUGCAAAAACUUUGGAGAUUUUCAAAUUAAGUGCACCAUGCCAGUGACUUGUCGAGCAGAACGAGAAUUUGCCAAUGGAGAUAGACGAGAUCAUYUASUUGAAUUUGUUUUAGAUCGAGAACUCCAGAUCCAAAGUUUGCAAGUCGUUGAAAAUGUCACUUCAACAAGUAGUUYUCUUGUAACAAUCGAAUGCGCUGCUAUAGGCGACAAUGCUGUAACUAUAAAAUGGCUUCUGGAUGGACACUCUCUUUCUGACAAAACUAUUAGCAGCACCUAUGCCAACGACAUAACAUCAAGCCAGCUUCAACUUAACUUUACCAGUAUUUCUCAGGAUAAAUUCUCUCUGCAAAAAUGUSAAAAUAUCGAAGGAUUUCAACUGAAAUGUGCAGCAACGGUGACGUGCCUGGCUACACGUGCGAAAGCAAAUGACGUUCAAAAAGAUUACUUGAUAGAAGCUACUUUGGUUAGACAACUAGAAAUUAUACAGCUAGAGUCAAUAGUCAACGACACGUCUGGAAACACCACCUCUGUCACCAUCCAGUGUGCUAUUUCAGGAGAUAACGCAACAAGUAUCCAAUGGCAACUUGGAGGUCGUGACGUGACAAGUAUGUCACGCAAUAACACRUAUGUCAAUGGAAACAUUUSUAGCCAAUUGCAGGUCACUUUUGCCAGUAUCUCGGACGCCAUGUCAAACUGUGACUUCASUUGUGAAGAAGCUAAGAGCUCUCAACUUAGAUGUAUUGCUAAAGUUUCCUGCCAAGGGCUUCGACAUGGUUUCAAAGGAGUCAAUCGAGAACGUUCUGUUGAAGUUUUUCUCUCAGCAMAGAAAGCMCCAUCGACGAAAGGAUUGCACUCCAUAAUGCUACCUAUAAUCCUUACCUGUUCGAUAAUUGGUUUUAUUAUUUUACUGGUUAUUGGCKUUUUGCUUGGCUUGUGCUGUUGAAACYGGCUGCAGAAGUAACAUCCUUUAGAUAGAUAUAUAAUUUAGUGCAAUUUGGCACUAAUGACACAAUGUGCUUGUAGAAACACAACUGUAGUUCGUAAAAUAGUCAUUUUUAGUGCUUAUUAGUGCUAUAUAACUAUUUACAAGACAAGUUACAAUAUUUAGAAGCCUGAUACAUGUUUGUGUCCAAGAAAAGCUCAUUCCUUACUGUGUUAAGGCAGAAGCGAAACUCCCGGUCCCUACUGAUAUGAUGCGMWCUUAGCGSCUUGUUUASCUUUAAUUUUAAGGUUAACAAAAAAGCGAUUAGACAGACAGAAUCGUUCAUUAGCCCUCAAUGACCAUGGAUUGUGCUUGCCAAGCAAUGAUUGGUUGUAURUCGUUAUGUAUUCAAUCGAAACUCGCGCGCAUCGGUCGUUGAUAGGUCUUUUUCAUUGAUUGAAAUGAGUUCGUCAAUAAGCAUGUCAUUUUUUAUGAAAGAUAUAGCAUCUUCAAGGAUGAUAUAAAACUUUGAUUCGCAUGGUAUAGAUAGUUUARACUUGGAGUUAUUGUAUGCAUUAUUGUACAUAAGACUGUUAAAUACUGCUUGUAAAUAUCAGUAUAAAGUUGAUU